Ixodes scapularis (black-legged tick) is the source of this 1624-nucleotide messenger RNA. RefSeq lists its product as uncharacterized. Lineage: Eukaryota; Metazoa; Arthropoda; Arachnida; Ixodida; Ixodidae. The coding region runs from base 23 to 1624 and encodes 533 amino acids. The transcript has a single exon. The record is from RefSeq and is a predicted model, not a curated record.
UGGGCACAGAGGAGCGGCGGCUAUGCGGUCGCUUCAAAAUCCCUUCUGCUUCAUUCUGCAGAUUUUGGCCUUCCUUGGGACAGGGCUACCUCCUCCUCGACAGCCAGCCACCAUCUCUGCACCGUCAUCAUGCACUGUAUUCCUGGCGGCUAUCGGUGACCACAUCGCGCCCGUGUUCGAUGCCACAGUUUCGUCCCUCCCCUUCACCAAGCCAGCAUCAUCGUCAACGACAGCAGGAUUCUCUGCGAAUUUAAGCGCCUGGUCACCGCAGGACGCUUUCAGUGGGCACAGAGGAGCGGCGGCUAUGCGGUCGCUUCAAAAUCCCUUCUGCUUCAUUCUGCAGAUUUUGGCCUUCCUUGGGACAGGGCUACCUCCUCCUCGACAGCCAGCCACCAUCUCUGCACCGUCAUCAUGCACUGUAUUCCUGGCGGCUAUCGGUGACCACAUCGCGCCCGUGUUCGAUGCCACAGUUUCGUCCCUCCCCUUCACCAAGCCAGCAUCAUCGUCAACGACAGCAGGAUUCUCUGCGAAUUUAAGCGCCUGGUCACCGCAGGACGCUUUCAGUGGGCACAGAGGAGCGGCGGCUAUGCGGUCGCUUCAAAAUCCCUUCUGCUUCAUUCUGCAGGUUCGUAAAUACCCAUCUUUUCACGUUAACCGAUCCUGUAAUGGCUUUCUGCUGCUCCUCCAGUGCCCGCUGGUUUUUCUUAGAAUUGCUUAUAUGUGUGUUCACGUUUUUAAGUUACUUUUGUUGUCUGGGGACGUUGAAUUAAACCCCGGCCCUAUCACUAACGCUGAUAUUCUGGCUGCCAUUGCUGAACAGUCUUCUAAAAACGAUGCGCGUCAUACCGAAAUGGUUGACAUGCUAAAUCAGGUCAAAGAUAACCAGCAUCAGCUAGAACUAAAAGUGUUAGACAUCAAUUCAAGACUUGCAGCAGUCGAAUCACUUGUAGAAUUACUAGAUGUGCCAAAGCAUCCUACUGAACUGUCUAAUGUUGUUAGUGAGGCCGUCCGAGGCGAAACUACCGUUCUGAAUUCAAGACUUAAUGAGCUUGAAGAUAGAUCCCGUCGUGACAAUUUACUUUUCUACGGUAUCGCCGACACCCUUUCCGAAGACUGGUCGCAGUCAGAAUCUCAUAUCCGCGAUAAUCUUUCCACAAUAUUAGGACUAGAUCUACCUGGCGAGGCAAUAUCCCGUGCUCAUAGAUUAGGCUCAUACUCAACUAAUAAAUGCCGGCCAAUAAUUGUUAAAUUCUCUUCCUCUAAAUUCAAGGCGAAUGUGUUUUCUCAGCGUUUUAAGUUGAAAGGAACAGGAAUUUCAGUCAGUGAGGAUUUCUGUCCGGCUACGCGGCAGUUACGUAAAAAGUUAAUCGAUUUCGGUAAAGGCACCGGUCAGAGGUUCUCGCUCAAACUAAACAGGCUGCACGUUAAUCAAAAGGUGUAUACUUACUGCCCUGUAACAGAUUGUGUUUGCGAAGUGACUCCUAGUCACGCUCGUGAAGCUAACAACGCCGCGUCUCUCCCUCCGGGUGCCAAUAUUACAGUUUCCGCGCCGCAACCGGGCACCGAUAACGCAGUUUCCGCACCUGGUCCAAGCAAUUAUAAUUCACACGCGUCAUCAACAUAA